CGACCCCACUGCUUGGUGCAAAUGGAAGCGACGAUGGAGGGGUCCACAGGGCCGGCCGCGCCGAUCGCCGACUCUGGCUUCCUGCCGAUGAGCCAUGUCUCGGAGAAGCGUCCGCUGGAAGAAAACUUGGUGGAUGGCGACGACCUGGAGGAGGAUGACGACGACUUUGACGACGAGAAGCCGGUGCUCCAUGUCGCCAAGAAGGCGCGUCUCGGCGAUGACGACGAGAGCGAGCUGCAGCACGAUCAUGACAUGGAGGUGGUCGAAGCCGAAGCGCCUACGAUGGCCUUGGACGCCGUCGAGCUGGAUGACGCCAGCCGCAGCGACGACGUGGCCGCACACGAGCACGUCGCAGGUGAGGACAAGACCAUGGAGUACGAUCCCGAACACACAGAGAGCGCAGACGCCACGCCUGCCGAUAGCCCGAUCUCGAUCCAAGACGACGACGAGCCCGAGAUGAUGUGGACGCAGCGCAUCGAGCCCGACCAGAUGGACGACGCAGCCGAGCCUGAGCAAUCGCACACCGCGCCCGACGUCGUGCAGGUCCACGACGCCCCGGAGGAUGAGCCGAUGGCCAACGAGCUCGAGGCCGUGCCGGUCCAAGAAGAACCCGAGGUCUAUGAGGCACCCGAAGCUAUACAGGUCCAGGAAGCGCCCGAAGCUGUACAGGUCGAUGAAGCGCCCGACGCCGUCCUGGUCAACGAAGCGCCCGACGCUGUACAGGUCAAUGAAACGCCCGAGAUCGUACAGACCGACGAAGCACCCGCUCAAGCCGACGCACCGGAGGAUGAGCCCACGACUACCGACGUCGUCGACGUCACGAUGGAUGGUGACGACGCGCCAGCAAGUACGACGACGGACGGUGCGUCGGCCAUGCUGCCGCUCUUUGCGGACGACGCGGACCCGGCCGAGAUGGAGCCGUACGAUCCAGACGACUACGAAAUGCCCGCCGACGACGUGAACACGCCGCCGAUCCGCGCUUUUCCGCUGCCGCCGUGCGUCCACGAGUGCGUCGAGGCCGUGUUGGCCGAGAUUCGCCUCACGGAGCCGAGCGUGGUCUUUGACGAGCGCACGCUGCUGGCCAUGAACGCGCUCACAACCGUGCACGCCGCCGAGGUCAUCAAGCGCUUCCAGGCUGUGAUCACGGCGUCCGCCGUGCCGCCCGACACGUAUACCGCGCUGUGCGACAUCAUUUCGGACGUCAAGGCCAAGAAGCCAAUGAAGAAGGAGCCUGCGACGCCCAAGCCGGCACCGAUCUUGGCCGACGCUGUUUGGGCCCGACUCCUCGACUGCCAGGCUGACGGCGCGGCCAAUUUUACGCUGCGCGAUCUGCGGUCGUCGAGCGCCCUCGACGCCCUCGGCAAGCUCCCAGCCUUUGCACAGCUCACGGUGGUCUCCCGCUUUGUCAAGAGCUCACUCUCGACCAUUCGCGCCAAAGACGCGCACUUGACGCAGUUGAUACUGACGUACCACCAAGAAAACCCGCUCGUCACUUCGCUUCGCCCCGUGGCCGAGGUGGACCCGUCGACCGCCACCGACUCGAGCUUCUUUGAAUUUGGCUACGCGCCGCCGCAGCCGCCCCAAGGGAUCCUGGCCGAGACGCCGGUGCGGUCGUUUCCGCUGUGGGACCAGAUCCGUGCCGAGAAGUCCUCGGCACCCGGCGACCUCAAGGUGACGAGUGGCAAGUCCAAGCUCUUUGCGUCGGCGGCGCGGACCGCGCCGAGCAGCACCAGCAGCAGUUCGUCCACGCCGUCGCUCGUGGCUCUCUUCCGGCAGUCGGACAUGUACCCUCGCUUGUCGCCGACCGUGCGUGAUGCGAUGGAAGAUGUGUAUGCGACGUCGCGCAUGAAGGACGUGGUCAACGAUACCGUGCUCCUUCGGCUCAUGAAGCUGCCAGACCACCUUGCGCUGCGGGCCGUCGAGAACUUUCGAUCGACCGACACGGCGCACGUCGACAACAUCAACGGCUUCUUUGUCGGCAUCAUCACACGUGUCAUGGAGCGCGAGCGCACGACGGGGCCGCCCCAAGGCCGCCUCGACCCGCGCGGGUUUCCGACCGGCGAUUUUUCCCGCCCGCCGUCGGCGUUUCAACCCACGGGCGCCCACCUUGGCGCGCCCAUGCCGUGGGCGCAUCUCCCAGCGUUUGACCAACACAUUCGCAACAUGCCGCUCUCGGUGCAGACGGAGCUCUCGCAUAUGGUGGCCGCCGGCGUCCUCGCGUCGAUCGACGAGUUGGCCGAAAAGUGCUACGAGAUCCUCGGCCAGCUCUCGGAGCCGCUCGCGCUCGAAGUGCUCAACCGGUACACGACGUCCAACCUCGACAGCGUCCGGAACCGGUCUGGCUUUCUCAUUGGCGUCAUCAAGCGGUGCCGGCAAGAGUACGGGCUCUUGUAGCUUCUCUUCUUUGCUGCAACAUGACCAUCUCGUUGACGUUGCG
Messenger RNA from Saprolegnia diclina VS20, 2437 nucleotides. RefSeq lists its product as hypothetical. The transcript is spliced from 4 exons. Lineage: Eukaryota; Oomycota; Saprolegniomycetes; Saprolegniales; Saprolegniaceae. The record is from RefSeq and is a predicted model, not a curated record. The coding region runs from base 22 to 2394 and encodes 790 amino acids.